This is a messenger RNA of Phaeoacremonium minimum UCRPA7, 1203 nucleotides long. RefSeq names its product putative cell division control protein 11 protein. Gene Ontology annotation, cellular component: septin ring; septin complex; microtubule cytoskeleton. Gene Ontology annotation, biological process: cytoskeleton-dependent cytokinesis. The transcript has 7 exons. The record is from RefSeq and is a predicted model, not a curated record. The coding region runs from base 1 to 1203 and encodes 400 amino acids. Gene Ontology annotation, molecular function: GTPase activity; molecular adaptor activity; GTP binding. Lineage: Eukaryota; Fungi; Ascomycota; Sordariomycetes; Togniniales; Togniniaceae.
AUGUCUUCUCCUGCUAAGAUGAUCCGCCGGAAGAAGAAUGUCAAGAAGGGUAUCCAGUUCUGCUUGAUGGUCUGCGGAGCAUCAGGGACUGAAAAGCUUGCUGAUGGCGUCCUCGCUCCCUUUGCAGGUAGAACCACUUUCGUGAACACGCUCUGCGGCAAGUCCGUUCUUGCUCACAAGGAAUCUGACGACGCAAACGCCGCACACAUCGAGGAAGGCGUCAAGAUCAAGCCCAUCACAGUUGAGCUUGAGCUCGACGAGGAGGGAACUCGUAUCUCGCUGACCAUUGUUGACACCCCGGGCUUCGGAGACCAAGUUGACAACGAGGCCAGCUUUUCAGAGAUUGUUGGGUACCUUGAGAGACAAUACGAUGAUAUUCUGGCCGAGGAGUCCCGUAUCAAGCGUAACCCCCGCUUCAGGGACAACCGUGUUCACGCCCUUCUCUACUUUAUCACCCCAACCGGUCACGGCCUCCGCGAGCUUGACAUUGAGCUCAUGAAGCGUCUUGCACCCCGUGUCAACGUCAUCCCCGUCAUCGGCCGCGCCGACUCCCUCACGCCCGCCGAGCUUGCUGAGUCGAAGAAGCUGGUUAUGGAGGAUAUCGAGCACUACCGGAUCCCCGUUUACAACUUCCCGUAUGACAUCGAGGAGGAUGACGAGGACACCGUCGAGGAAAACGCUGAGCUGCGGGGCCUCAUGCCAUUCGCUAUUGUCGGAUCGGAGGACAUCGUUGAGAUUGGUGGUCGCAAAGUCCGCGCUCGUCAGUAUCCUUGGGGUGUGGUUGAGGUUGACAACCCGCGCCACUCCGAUUUCUUGGCUAUUCGCUCUGCCCUGCUACACAGCCAUCUUGCCGACUUGAAGGAGAUUACCCACGACUUCUUGUACGAGAACUACCGUACCGAGAAGCUUAGCAAGAGCGUUGAGGGUGGUGCUGGAGUUGACUCGUCCAUGAACCCUGAGGACCUCGCAUCCCAGUCCGUCCGUCUCAAGGAGGAGCAGCUUCGUCGUGAGGAGGAGAAGCUUCGCGAGAUUGAGGUCAAGGUGCAGCGUGAGAUCAACGAGAAGCGACAGGAGCUUCUUGCCCGCGAGUCCCAGCUGCGUGAGAUCGAGGCCCGCAUGCAACGAGAAGCUGCCGCCGCCGCCGCUCAGCAACAGCAGCUUAACAGCCACGCUGAGGCGAACGGCGAGCACGACGGCAACUAA